Pseudogymnoascus verrucosus is the source of this 3952-nucleotide messenger RNA. RefSeq names its product inositol polyphosphate 5-phosphatase (gene INP52). Gene Ontology annotation, biological process: phosphatidylinositol dephosphorylation. Gene Ontology annotation, cellular component: membrane; cytoplasm. Gene Ontology annotation, molecular function: phosphatidylinositol-4,5-bisphosphate 5-phosphatase activity; phosphatidylinositol-3,5-bisphosphate 5-phosphatase activity. The transcript has 3 exons. Bases 350 to 3952 code for a protein of 1200 amino acids. NCBI's taxonomy places the organism in Eukaryota, Fungi, Ascomycota, Leotiomycetes, Thelebolales, Thelebolaceae. The record is from RefSeq and is a predicted model, not a curated record.
ACCGAUUCCAAUACUCUAGUUAUAUGCAAUGCUAUAACUGACAUGAAACCCCCACCACCCAUGACAUACCCACGUGACCCCCGUUCCUUGGCCCUCAACUCGACCCUGUGCCCUGGGCCUCACCGCCCAAUUCUGCCAGGCUCCGCCAUGACGCUGCGUGAGCUGGUUGUGGGUUACGAGUAGUAUACGGGGACUCGAGCGCUAUCACAAGGCUGAACGGGCCUUCCGACGUCCCACCACUGAAUCCCAUCCUCUUCACCCCCGACCUAUACGACCGUCCUCUCCCAGCAACAUGCGAAUUCCUAUAUCCAAUUCUUGUACAGCAUAGACUGCCUCCCAUGCUUAGAACAUGUCCAUCCGUGUCCUCGUCCGCGACUAUCCCAACCGGGCCAUCGCUCUCGUCACCGAAUCCCACGCCCUGAUCUUCCGCUACAUCACCAGCGCAAAUGACGCCGUCAACAAUGGCAGCCAUACCUCUCUCAGCUCGAGGCCAUCGGUCGACACCCAGAGCGCGCCGCGAUGCAUGGCGGAAUUCUCACGUCUGGGCCUGGUCGACUUGGCCGAUUAUCGAACAUUGAGUCCGCGGCCUGUCUAUGGGACCCUGGGGCUUAUAACAGUUGAGAACGAUGUGUUUAUAUGCAUAGUUACGGGUGCCUCUAAAGUGGCUAAUGUGAGGCCGAAUGAGACCGUUGAGAGGAUAUAUGCAGUCCAGUUCUACUGCUUGAGCAGCACGAAAUACGAUGAUGUGGUCAGCGAUGGCACGAACCUCAACGGCUAUGACCGGAAUGAGGAAGACGAUUAUUCGUACGGGCAUAACCUGAGCCAGCGGGAUACGCCUAUUGAGCAUCCAUGCGUCGAUUUGACCAAGAUGCUGAGCAAUGGGAGCUUUUACUACAGUACAGAUUUUGACCUGACGAAUAGGCUUCAAGACCGAUCCGCCGAAUCUACAGCAUUUGAUAUCGACAACCUCGACGAAUCAUUCUUAUGGAAUUCAUACAUGAUUGGCCCGCUGGUCAAAUUCCGCUCGGAGCUGCUGGAACACGAGAGAGCGGAGCUGGAUGCUUCACGGAUUCUAACUUCUGCUAUUCGAGGAUUCGUGCUUACGAUGACCCUACCAAAUUCUUCAGCGCCGAUCAGGACACCAAAUAGCGGGCUUCCUUCAUUGCUGACGUUGAUCUCUCGGCUGUCAUGCAAAAGAGCUGGAACAAGGUUCAAUAGUCGUGGCAUCGACGACGACGGGAACGUGGCCAACUUCGUAGAGACAGAGACGAUAUACUGGAGUCCAGCCGGGGUAUGCUUCUCAUAUGCACAGACUAGAGGCUCGGUCCCGAUCUUUUGGGAGCAACAGCCAGGUCUGCUUCCAGGAAAGCAGAACAUCACACUCACCCGCAGCAAGGAAGGGACCCAGCCAGCGUUCGACAGGCAUUUUGAAGGGUUAGAGAAUUCGUAUAGCUCUGUUCAUGUCAUAAACCUUCUCAGCGAGAGCAAGCCGGGAGAGGCUGACCUAACACAACGAUAUAAAUAUGGUGUCCGGCACUGCUCAGUCAACAACCGGGCGGCAGAUCACCAGCUGCUCAAAGAGACCGAGUUUGACUUUCAUGCGGAAACGAAAGGCCCAGGUGGCUUUGAGGCAGCGAGUAUCAUCAGCCACCUAAUCAAGAAAGACGCUGAUGCCUUCGCGUACUACUUAUCAGAGGACCUCGAGGAUGCUCUCGACUCCGAUCCAAGCGGAGAGAAGCCGCAACGGCGAUCGAUUGUAGUGCUGCAACAAGAAGGUGUCUUCCGCACGAAUUGCCUCGACUGCCUCGAUCGAACGAAUCUUAUCCAAACCAUCAUCAGCAAGAUGGCGGUUGAAUCUUUCCUCGGCCAGCGCAGAGAACGAGCUACGUCGGACUUUUGGAUGCGUCAUUCCAGUCUGUGGGCGGAUAAUGGAGAUGCCUUGUCGAAGAUCUAUGCGGGGACAGGAGCCCUAAAGACGUCUUUUACGAGACAUGGAAAGAUGUCUUUGGCUGGAGCUAUUGCUGAUGCUCGGAAGAGUGCCACGCGUCUGUAUAUCAACAAUUUCGCGGAUAAAGGCCGCCAGAACACGAUCGAUGUUCUCCUGGGAAGGCUGGUAGGACAGCGACCAGUAUACUUAUAUGACCCCAUCAACGAAUAUGUGAACUCUGAACUAGCCAGACGCCUCCCAGAGUAUUCCUCAACCCAAGUUGUCAAUAUAUGGGUCGGAACGUACAACGUCAACGGCCGGAGCGACGGCAUCAACGAAGACCUGAGCGCCUGGCUCUUCCCCGACGGCAACUCCGGCCAUCAACCGGAGAUGGUCGUUGUCGGGUUCCAAGAAAUUGUCGAGUUAAGCCCCCAGCAGAUCAUGAACAGCGACCCAACUAGGAAGAAGGGGUGGGAAGCGGCUGUGAAGAAGCACCUGAACGAUCAUAUGGAGGCUGCUGGCAGUGAGGAUAGAUAUGUUCGCCUUAGGAGUGGCCAGCUGGUCGGUGCCGCGCUGUGCAUAUACGUGAAAUCCUCCGUGCUACACCUCGUGAAGCACGUUGAGGGUUCUACGAAGAAGACUGGGUUGUCGGGGAUGGCUGGGAAUAAAGGGGCUGUGGCUAUACGGAUGGAAUAUGCGAAUACCUCAAUAUGCUUUGUCACUGCGCAUUUGGCCGCUGGAUUCGCCAAUUACGAUGAGAGGAACAAGGAUUUCCACACAAUCCACCAAGGUCUCAAAUUCCAACGCAACCGCGUAAUCGACGACCACGACACCGUGAUCUGGCUCGGCGACUUCAACUACCGCAUCGGCAUGUCCCACGACCGCGUCACCGCCCUCGUCAAAUCCCAAGACCUCUCCUCCCUCUACGACAACGACCAGCUCAACAUCCAGAUGAUGGCCGGGCUCGCCUUCCCCCACUACUCCGAGUCCAUGAUCACCUUCAUGCCGACGUACAAAUUCGACGUCGGGACUAAUGUCUACGAUACUAGCGAGAAAGCCCGCAUCCCGGCUUGGACGGAUAGGAUUCUCCGCAAGGGUUCGAAUAUCCGCCAAACAGCUUAUCACUCCGCGGACCUGAGGUACUCGGAUCAUAGACCCGUCUUCGCGACUUUCGAGUGCACAGUAACCAUCAUCGACGAAUCCCGCCGCGCCGCCCUAUCGCGACAGACAUUCGCCCGUCGUCGCGCUGCAGACUCAACACCUCGCCCUCUCUCUGUAGGCGGCGCGCGCACAGAAGCAGAGAGCUCAGACGAAGACACCCCCUACGAUGCCGUCGAACCAGGCCUCCCCCCCGCAAGCUCGGAUCGCAAGAAAUGGUGGAUAGACUCUGGGCACCCCGCUCGAAGCGCCCUGGUCCCUCCACAGCAGGGUAUGCUACCUAACCCUGGGAGACCGAGUAAUCCCUGGAAAGAGACGGAGGAGGAGGAGUGGGUGCAUGUUGAGCGUCACCCCGCACGAGAACUUUCUGUGCGCUCACAGGUGGCUGCCCCGAGGAAGCCCCUUCCGCCGCCAUACCCCGCAACUGAGACUCGACCACCACCUACGCCCGCAAGACCGCAACCCGAGGUGCAGAGACCAGGUAGUAGCGCGCAGGAGAUGGGAGAGAGGAGGGGUAGUAGCGCAUCCUCCCGUCGCGCCGCACCGCCGGUAGCUAGGAAACCGGCUCACCUCGCUUUGAGCAACGCAGAUAGUCCCAGUAGUCCCCCCUUGAGCAGGACGAGGUCGAUGGGGGGUGGGGGGAGGGAGUUUGAGGCGCCACCACGGCGGACGACGGGGUUAGAGAGUCAGGGAAGAUCGCCCCUCCCCCCACCACCAAGGAGGGGAGUAGCGGUGGGGGGUAUGGAUGGAAGUGAAGCGGAUGAGAAACCUAGGAUGCCUCCUCGCCCUGCCGCUGGGGUUGAUUUACUUGGGGGAGGGGGAGAGGAGAUGGAGGGGUGGGGGGUUUUGGAACCUAGGAGGCGAUAG